Messenger RNA from Necator americanus (New World hookworm), 612 nucleotides. RefSeq lists its product as uncharacterized. The transcript is spliced from 2 exons. The coding region runs from base 1 to 612 and encodes 203 amino acids. The record is from RefSeq and is a predicted model, not a curated record. NCBI's taxonomy places the organism in Eukaryota, Metazoa, Nematoda, Chromadorea, Rhabditida, Ancylostomatidae.
AUGCAGCAUAUUAUCAGCUGUCCAAGCAAAAAUCGAAGAGCAAAUCAGCGAGCGAAAAUACUUAGUAUUAAACAGCAACUCGAUAAUCGUGAAGCUACGGUCAAAUUCUUCCAUGUUAGCACCGAAAACAAUCCAGCUGAUGCUGGAACCAGAGGUCUGACAUCACAAGAAGUUAUCAAGCACGACUGGAUCAAAGGACCACGCUUGCUAGAAAAUCACUGUAGCGAGUGGCCUAUCAAGUCGACAAACACACUAUCUGACGUCCAUGAGGAUGACGGAGUAGAAACAAUGGUUGCUACUACAUUGAAAGUAAUCACAUCAGAAAACAAACAACAAGAACAGCUUAUUGAUCUCAAGCGUUUUUCGAAAAUCGACAACGUGCUACGUGUGCUAGCAAAGGCUGCAAAAACAAUGAAAAAUCGGGUUUCAAAAACCAAUCAAAAUCGCUCGUCACCGAUAAAAAUAUCAGAAGUCGACAAAUUUGGUAACGUGUUCGAAAUAACCGCAUCAGAUAUGGUCAACGCGGAACGCCUUCUAAUUAGUGAUUAUUCGCGACGAAGACAGAAUCAUUCGGCACCACUCCCGCCUUCAAAAUGCCUCAAUUCCGUAUGA